This is a messenger RNA of Sturnus vulgaris (Common starling), 1015 nucleotides long. Lineage: Eukaryota; Metazoa; Chordata; Aves; Passeriformes; Sturnidae. The record is from RefSeq and is a predicted model, not a curated record.
AUGGAGACGCUGGCACGGACUACAAAUAUUUCCAAGGUGGCACUAGAUGGCAGCUUCACUAACAGCUCCUCCAACUGUACAAUUGACGGCUUCAAACAAGUAAUUUAUCCCGUCAUGUAUCUCUUUAUCUUCUUCCUGGGUGCUGUUGGUAACAGCCUCUCCAUUUAUGUUUUCUACCAGACUUCGCAAAGAACCUCAGUAAAUAUUUUCAUGCAGAAUUUGGCUAUUUCAGACCUCAUGUUUGUGAGCACUUUGCCCUUUCGGGCCUCAUAUUUCCUCUUGGGGUCACGUUGGAUAUUUGGUGAUAUCCUCUGCAGGAUCAUGACUUACACCUUGUACAUGAAUAUGUACUGCAGCAUUUAUUUCCUCACCGUGCUCAGCGUGGUUCGUUUCGUCGCCAUCGUCCACCCAUUCAAACGUGGAAAAGUGACCAACACGAAGUAUGCCAGGAUAACCUGUGUGGCCAUAUGGAUCUUUGUGCUGGCAGCUGCCAGCCCUCUGUUAAGCAAGGGAGUUGCUGGCUACAGCAACCCAGUCAAAUGCCUGGACCUCCACCCCUCCAGCACACACAGGCUCCUGGUGAUGAACAGCUUUGUCCUCGUCGUGGGCUUCAUCCUGCCGUUCUGCACAAUUGUGUUCUGCUAUGUCUUUGCCAUCAGGGCGCUGCUCAAGUCCAGGGCUCUGCAGAGCAAGAGGGCAAUCUGUCACAGGAAGGCACUGUUGACCAUCAUCAUCAGUCUCAUCCUCUCCCUCGUCUGUUUCCUGCCCUAUCACAUCCUGCGAACUGUCCACCUGAUGUACAGCAGCUGCAGCCAGGCCAGCCUGCACCAGGCACUGGUGGUCGCUCUCUGCCUCGCUGCCAUGAACAGCUGCCUCGACCCCUUCCUCUAUUACUUUACUGCUGAAAAUUUCAAAGCAAAAAUCAGAAGUUUGUGCUGCAGGUAGCUGGUGCAGAAUUGCAAAACAAUAUGUAUUUAUGUACAUUCAACAAUGUAUAUUUAUGUACAGUCCAAAU